AUGACAGAUCGUUCUUCAUCUCAUAUCUCUGUCCAUAAAACUGAACCAACAUUAUUUAACAUUCAUUUUGCCGAACAAGAAAAGAAUCAUCGACAACAACAUCAGCGGGUCUAUCCUUCUGUUUAUAUGGAUGAUUCAUCCUCAUCUGCUCAUCUUCCAUCUGAAAAAUCAAAAGAAGAAAAGAAAGAAUCAUGGCUUCAUCGAUGUCUGGCUGUAUUUGACAGGUUGAUACAAAAUAAUGGUAAUCGUUAUGCUUUACAAGUAGCAAUUGCAUUUUCCAUUGGAUCUCUUUUUGUAUUUAUAGAAGUCAUCAGUAAUGGGAUGAUGAAUACUGUAUGGGUGCCCAUCACUAUUACUCUGGUUCAUGAUAAUACUGUAGGUGGAUUUGUUUUCCUUGGUGGUCAACGUAUCUUAGGUACCUUGAUAGGAGGAGGACUUUCUAUGAUUGGAAUGACUCUUGCUCGCGUUCUUUUCCCAACCUGGGGAAUUAGUGCUAAUAUCUUUUUAAGUUGUUACCUCUUUGUUCAAGUGUUGUCCAUCACAAAGUUGAAAGAACGACCGCAAAUCGCUACCGCUUGUGGAAUUGCUUUGGUUACUACUGCAGUCAUUUCUCUAAGUGGUUACCCUGGUUUAAUCAAUGACAAGAUCUCUGCUUCGGUUGAAUUCGCUUCAUGGCGUAUAUUGAAUGUUAUCGUUGGAAUUAUUAUUGCCAUGUGCUCAGUCCUUUGUAUCUUCCCAAUCCAAGCUAGUCGUGCCAUGCGAGACAAUGUGGGUGAAUCCUUAAAAGCUACUGCUGAUUUGUUUGAAAAGGCAGCAGAAUACUACCUGGAAGUUAACAUUUCUCCUCAGUCAACGACCGCCGUAUCGCCUUCAAUGUUUCUCAACAAACAUGACCAUCUUAAUACUACAACAUUACACCACCAAAGUGUCGCCAAUGUCAUCUCUCGAAGCUCAUCACCAACAAGACCAUUUUCUAACGAUGAACAACAACAAGAACGACAAUUAUCCACUGCGGAUACUUCAGAUACUAUCACUCAACUAUGUGAUAAAGCACUUGGUAUUCUCAAAAAGUUACAGAAUGAAGCCCUUAGAAUGAAAACUGUUUCCAGUGAAUACUAUUUGCAACUUCCUUUCCAUUUACUUCUUGGUCAGCGGGAAAGAUAUCGACGGGAUAGAUUACGUGCAGCAAGAUAUGCUGAUGCUAUUGAUGAUGUGAAACAGAUUGUUUGGCUCGUAGUAUCAUAUCGGUUACUAUCACCUUUGGUCCAACUUUCUAUGACAAGUCAACAACUUGAUCUCAGUGGAGUGGAUGCAUUUCUACAAUCCAGCUUGAACAAAACGGUGUAUCAGCGAAUUGUACCAACACAAUCAACAUUGGAAAGUUUUAAAGAUAGUCUUCAUGUGAUGCGACGUUUAGGUGCCAUGCUCAAGGAUCGCCAUCAUAAACUCAGUGAUCAUCCUGAUUGGUAUAGGUUGGGACAAAGAGUACAUCAAGGACAAUCUCAUAUUCAACAUGAAUUAGUGCAACUGGUACAACUUGCUGGUGAUAACGUCGAUGGCAUGAAAUUGGUCUCUUAUUAUGGUUUUUUGGUCAGGUGUGCUAUGAUUUGGGCUGGCUUGAAUGCUGUCAUAGAUAAAUUGGGUCCUCAAUGGCAUGCUCGACGUUCUCGUCAUUCUUCCUCUUCUACCAGUUUGAAUCCUUUUGUACAUCCUCCCAUUUGA
This is a messenger RNA of Halteromyces radiatus, 1722 nucleotides long. RefSeq names its product aluminum activated malate transporter-domain-containing protein. The record is from RefSeq and is a predicted model, not a curated record. Gene Ontology annotation, biological process: malate transport. The transcript has 5 exons. Lineage: Eukaryota; Fungi; Mucoromycota; Mucoromycetes; Mucorales; Cunninghamellaceae. The coding region runs from base 1 to 1722 and encodes 573 amino acids.